AGUCACUGCCAAGUAACGGCCACCACAUACAGAUGGUCCUAUAUGGAAGAUUCAUCAACGGCCUGCGAGGUCUAUGCUUCUAUAAAUAGAGCACCAUCGAUAACACCAUCAUCUUCAGCAACGAACUAUCUAACUCCUUCUCUUCUCUUCUCGAUUAGACUCCGUCGGAAUCGAAAUGGAGGUAGUGCAAGUACUCCACAUGAACAAAGGCAACGGUGAGGCCAGUUAUGCCCAAAACUCCAAAGUUCAGAACAAGAUAUUAACAAUCGCAAAGCCAAUCAUCGAAGAAGCCUUGUUCGAACUCUUGGGGUCAAACAAUGUUAUGUCAAUAGAGAGUAUGGGCAUAGCGGACUUGGGUUGCUCAUCCGGACCUAACGCCUUGCUUAUCGUAUCGGAGAUCGUGGAUUACAUACAUGCUCAACUCAGCAGUGGCCUGCUACAUCCCUCGUCGUCAUCAGUGGAGUUUAGAGUGUUUCUCAACGACUUAUUCAGCAACGAUUUCAACACCGUCUUCAUGUCACUCCCUGCAUUCUACAACAAGCUGAGGGAAGAUGAUCGCUACAAGAGAUUGUUGGGGGCUAACCACAACCUCUUCAUUUCCGCUGUGCCGGGCUCUUUCUACGGCAGAUUGUUUGCCAGAAAAAGCCUGCAUUUCGUGCACUCGUCCUCCAGUCUUCACUGGCUCUCUCAGGUCCCCCCCAGCUUGGACAGCAAGGCCUUCCCGGCACCGAACAAGGGGAAGAUCUAUAUUUCUAAGAGCAGCCCGCAAAGUGUAUUGGAUGCGUACUCGCGUCAAUUCCAGGAGGACUUUUCAAUGUUUCUUAAGUCUCGGGCUGAAGAAAUAGUUGGAGGUGGAAGAAUGGUCUUGUCAUUCAUGGGUAGGCCAACACUUGACCCUACAACUGAACAGAGUUGCUACCAAUGGGAGCUCUUGGCCCUUGCACUGAUGAGCAUGGUUUCAGAUGGUCUUGUAGCAGAGGAGAAAGUUGAUUCCUUCAACGCUCCGUACUAUGCUCCAUGCGCAGAGGAACUGAAGUUGGAGUUGCAAAAGGACGGGUCCUUCAUACUGGACCGGCUUGAAGCGUUCGAAAUUGAUUGGGAUGGUGGUGCUGAUGUUGUUGAUGAUCAUCAAGCUAUUCCCGUUAAUGGAUAUGAAUCAGUUGAUUAUGAUCAGAUGGUGGCUAAGAGAGGGAAUCGGGUAGCCAAAACCAUAAGAGCGGUGGUAGAGUCAAUGAUCGAAGCUCAUUUUGGGACGGAAAUUAUGGAUGAACUGUUUCGAAGGUACGCGGAGCUCGUCACCAAUCACUUGUCAAAGACGAGAACCAAGUAUAUCAAUUUGGUCAUUUCACUUAUCAGAAGGAACUGAACGUUGGAAGUUGGAACUUCUGUCUUCUAUGUCUUGGUUUCGUAGGGCUCAACUUUCCCAUUUGUGGCAUGGUACCAUUGGUACGUUUGGUUUAAAUUCAGUUUUCUGUUAUGUAUAAUUCUCGGCAAGUUGGCAACCACAGAUUUUCUUAGGGUAAUUGUUACCAAGUACUCCUUAGUAUUGAUAAUGAUGUACGAACUCAUUUCUUCUUCGUGUAUGAUCAGUGAUUAGUUACAAAAGCAUGUUCCUAUG
Argentina anserina (silverweed cinquefoil) is the source of this 1618-nucleotide messenger RNA. RefSeq names its product probable jasmonic acid carboxyl methyltransferase 2. The transcript is spliced from 3 exons. Gene Ontology annotation, molecular function: S-adenosylmethionine-dependent methyltransferase activity. Lineage: Eukaryota; Viridiplantae; Streptophyta; Magnoliopsida; Rosales; Rosaceae. Gene Ontology annotation, biological process: methylation. The coding region runs from base 176 to 1366 and encodes 396 amino acids. The record is from RefSeq and is a predicted model, not a curated record.